This is a messenger RNA of Phoenix dactylifera (date palm), 1909 nucleotides long. RefSeq lists its product as uncharacterized. The record is from RefSeq and is a predicted model, not a curated record. Gene Ontology annotation, biological process: Golgi vesicle transport. NCBI's taxonomy places the organism in Eukaryota, Viridiplantae, Streptophyta, Magnoliopsida, Arecales, Arecaceae. Gene Ontology annotation, cellular component: membrane.
GGCUGGCGGCCCACGGCCAAAUUCCCGACAGCUGUUGUGUUCGGUCGCCUCUAACCGCCGACGCCCUGCCCGUCGGCCUAGUUUCCGGACACGAAGAGAGAAAGAGAGAGGGGGAGAGGAGGACGCGGGGGGAGGGGAGAGAGAGUUCCUUCCACGCGCGGCUCUCUUCUUUGCUUCCUCUCGCUGCGUUCUGUUGCUUCUUGGGGAGAAAGCGUGCGCACUAACGAGGUCUUCUCCUUUGCUUUGCGGGGAUUCUUUUGCUUCUCUUUGGAAGGAAAUAAUAGGGAAUCGUUUUGGCUGGAUGCCGGAGGUUCUCCUGCUCGCCGGGGGAAACGGUUCUCUGUUGAAGUCUUCUCUGUUCUCCGAUGGCGGUGGGUACUACUUUCGACCAGUGGCGGAAAGAUGUCCUCUUCUCUGCGGCGGAGGCAGUCCAGGAAUCGGCAGACACAUUGGAAUCUAUGUAUAGGAUGUGGAUAGGAGAUCUUCGUCAUGGAUUUAAUUCCGAGGUCUCUCAUGAAUUGCGUAGGGAGCUCCAUACUGCUUUAGGCACUGCAAAGUGGCAGUUGGAGGAAUUUGAGAGAGCUGUCAAUUUGAGUCAUGAGAAUUGUUCAUCAGAGGAGAGUAUCAUCACUAGGCGUAGGCAGUUCAUAUAUGCAAUAGAAAACCAAAUUUGUCAUAUAGAAAAGGCACUGAAUGCUUCACUUAUCGAAGAAGGGAAGCAACCACUUCGUUGGGUGCAGUUAAAUGAGGAAGAACGAGAUGAUCUUGCUGUUUUUCUUUCUGCAGCACCAGAAAUUUUGCAAGAGACAAAAAACAAAAAUGUUGAUUAUAGUAGGGGUUCAUCUGAGUUAAGAACUAUAUCUGACUCUGCAAGUAUUUUUAAGGAUGCUGUAACAAUAAAUAAGGAUGUGAGAUAUGUAUUGGAAGUGGCAGCAAAAGAACCUUCUAAAAGCAAAGAUGAAGUGCGCAUUCAAGGAGAACGGUUGAAUGGGCAGAGGAGACCAUUGAGUUCAUCAGAUAUUGGUGCUUGGAAGAUUAUGAUAGCUGAUGAGGAGGAUGCAGAUAGAAAAUUAGUCGACAUGAGGCCAGAGACACCAAAUCAUGCAUCUAAUCUGUGUGGUGAUUUAAGGAGUGUUGAAUCCUCGACGAAAUUAAGGUGGUUUAGAAACAGCUUCUGGAAGGUUAAGAAUGAGGAGCAUCUUCAGUUUGGACAAGGUUUAUCAAAUUACCUCAACUUUAGGGGUAUAACCUGGUUUGCUCAGGGAAUCAGUGGGUUGACUGAAAGAAGCAGGGAUUGCUUUACUAGUUGCAAAGAAGAUUCUAAAGCUUUCAGUGUUCGGCAACUUUCUGGAAGGGUGAAUGGACUCCAACGGCAUAUACAGGGCUCACAGUAUCACAUGCAGUUUGGUCGUUCUCUCCAAGUCACUUUCUUGCUUGUGCUGAGUAUUGUUUUAAUUGUACCAUUUGUUCUCUACUCAACAUGAAGGGGCUUCUGUGAGCUGCUGGCUGAAGCGGAGGUACUUAUCCUUUCCUGUACCAAUGUGAGGCAGUAAAUUCAGUUGUCAUUAGUAGCAAACUAUUUCCCUGGUUAUCCAAGAGCCAAGUGCAGAGAUGGCAGGCUCUUUGUUUAGUCUGAUUCGAAACCAUCUCGGACAAUAUUUCAGGAGAUUCUCGUUGUAUUCAUAUUUUUGAGAGGUGUUUCUGCUCUUGUAGCUCUCAUGGAGAGCCUCAGAUAUCAACUCGAUUGUUCUUUAAGUAGCUUAUCGAAACCAUGAAGGGUGCACGUCACCUCCAUAUUUGGAGCAGUGUACUGAUAUUUUAGAUCAUGUAUAUCAGAUUUUUCAUCUGUAGGCUCUGUUCAGAAUAGUGGGAUUGCGGGAAAAAUUGCAUUGCACAAAACUUCUACCCC